Molecule: messenger RNA, 1940 nt
Organism: Carassius auratus (goldfish)
Lineage: Eukaryota; Metazoa; Chordata; Actinopteri; Cypriniformes; Cyprinidae
Product: sodium/bile acid cotransporter
Exons: 6
Coding region: 148-1191 (347 amino acids)
Biological process (GO): bile acid and bile salt transport
Cellular component (GO): membrane
Molecular function (GO): bile acid:sodium symporter activity
Source: RefSeq, a predicted model, not a curated record
CACAGACACAAAACCUGUGCCAGAUUAGAGGACCGAUAGGAAACCUCUAUUUUUCUCUGACUUGUUCACUGGCUUUCUGAAAACAUUCCACACAGUCACCGAAACACUGCAUGAAGCAAAGUUUCUGAAAACAUUUCGAAAUCGAAAAUGGUGGUCACUGCAAAUUCAACCAUCGAAUCCAAUUUUUCAAGCUUUGAAAGGAAUAUAAACAACACCACCUCAAAUGACUCUGCAUUCAGUGUCAAUGCGGACCUGGUUAUCCGCUUUGUGUUAAUUGUUAUUCUUUUUAUCACCAUGGUGUCUCUUGGAUGCACAAUGGAAAUCUCAAAAAUCAAAAGUUAUCUCAUCAAACCCAAAGGGGUGGCAAUUGCAGUUGGGGCUCAAUAUGGUAUAAUGCCCCUCACAGCCUUCUGCUUUGCAAAGCUGUUUCAGUUGGGUCCUAUGGAGAGCAUAUCAGUGUUAAUUUGUGGGUGCUGUCCGGGUGGAAGCCUCUCCAACAUCUUUGCUCUGGCUCUCCAGGGAGACAUAAACCUCAGUAUUGUGAUGACUGCUUGUUCCACGGCACUGGGAUUGUGUAUGAUGCCACUCCUGCUCUUCCUCUACAGCCAGGGUUUCUCAAACCUGGCACAGUUUGUUCCUUUCACUUACAUCAUUUUUUCCCUGAUUAUGAUCCUGGUGCCCUGCGGUAUUGGGAUCUUGAUCAACUACCGAGUGCCCCAGUAUUCUAAGAUCAUCACCAAGGUUGGGUUAUCGCUCCUGCUGGUCUCAUGUGUUGUCAUUGGGGUUCUUGCUGGUUUGUCUGAUGGAGGAAAGAUUUUCACAGUGCUGUCUCCUCAACUUAUAGCCACAGCCGCAUUGAUGCCAUUGACUGGAUUCAUAUGUGGAUAUAUCCUGUCCACUCUGUUCAGGAUGAAUGCACCUUGCAGACGGACUGUUUCUAUGGAGGUGGGUUGCCAGAACAUCCAGCUGUGUACCACAAUCCUAAAGGUGGCCUUUUCUGCUGAUCUCAUUGGUCAGCUGUAUUUCUUCCCGGUCAUCUACAUUGUGUUCCAGAUAGUCGAGGCCCUUAUCUUCAUAGUCCUGUUCAGAUGCUAUAAGAGACUGAGACCAUCCCAACAAGAAAUUAAAGAGUACAGAGCAGUGGAAAGAGCAGCUGAAGAAACUAAUGGUCCCUCUAACAGUGAUAUCUGAGGACCCCAUAGUGCUUAGAAAGCUCAAAAUGGACUCAAGGAGUAUGGGACCAAAGUACCAUGGAUCCUGUGACCAUAGGGAAUGAUUAAUAACACAGGAACAACUAUAUAUUUUGUUGUUCCUCCUUGACAAAAAAUAACAUAUGCAUAAUGCUGAAUAGUCAGUACAGAGUAUAAAAACCUUUAACUGUACUGUACAAAUGUAUUGUUUGAAUAAAGGAAUUAACUUAGUUUUUUUUUUUUUUACAUUUUUUAAAAUGUAUUCUGUUAAAUAAGUUUUUUUUAUGGCUUAGAAACACAUUGAUUAGUUUUAUAUAAUCAAGAAAAUUAGAUUAAAAAAUAUGGCACCUGGGGUUGGUUGCAUAAAAGACUGAUCUUAAAAAGUUAGUAAUCUGAUAACACUGGUCAUGACUUUUUAAAGUAAUUUACAAAAAGGUAGAUCGGCCCAGUUUAAAUAAGAAAAAUAAAAUAUAAUAAUUUCCAUAGUAGAAAAAAAAAGUCAAUAGGAACCACCAACUGUUUGAUUUCCAGCAAUCUUCAAAAUAUCUUCUUUUAUGUUCAACAUAAGAAAGCAACUCAUACAGGUUUGGAACAACAUGAGAGUGAGUGAAUGAUGACAGAAUUUUAAUGUUUGCGUGAACUAUUCCUUUAAGAGACACAGUCAUAACAUUAGUGGCUAUUUUAACUUUAUGCAACCGACUCCAGUUUUAAGGCUACUGAAAAGGCAGUCACUUUUAUGCUGUUGUGCAA